AUGAGGUUGAAUGUGGGAAUACAUGGUGAACUGUACAGAGUCCAUGGGAGAAAACAGCGAUGUCCCAGACAGAGCAGUUUUGAAAUCCUUGAAGACAACGAGGAGAGUAAUUGUAAAAUUCAUGUCCUUGCUCUUGUGCUGCAUGGUGGUAGCAUACUAGACACAGGCGGAGGGGACCAAAACAGCAAGGUGGCCGAUGUCAACACAUUUAGCUCUGUGUUUGAGAAGGUGACCAGAGCUCAUUUUCCAGCCGCUUUGGGUCACAUACUUGUAAAGCUCGUCCAGUGCCCUGCUAUAUGCUCUGAAGCUUUCUCAUUGGUUUACAAUCUUAAUCCUUACAGCUACGAUGAGAACUGCCUGAGCAUUAGUGAAGAUCACAUUCCUUUAGCUGCAUUGCCACUACUGGCCAUUUCCUCCCCGCAGUACCAAGAUGCAGUUGCAACGGUGAUCAACAAAGCUAACCAAGUUUACAAUGAUUUCCUGAAGUCUCCAGAUGGAGCUGGCUUUAACGGACAGGUAUGUCUGAUCGGAGACUGUGUGGGAGGAAUACUAGGGUUUGAUGCCUUGUGCUACAGCUCAAAGACUCCUGGAGAAAGCCAGAACAGCAGCAGGAGAGGAAGUGGAAGCAGCAUACAGGAAAGUCCCAUUGUGUGUGAAAACGCUGGUUUACGGAGUACUAAGCGCCUCAGCAAAAGCAAUAUUGACAUCUCUGGAGUCUUGGAUGAUGGAGAACCGCGGCAACCUUUACAUCGGAAGCAGAGUGACUCAUCCACUUACGACUGUGAUACUAUAACACAGCACCAUGCCUUCUUAUCUAGUAUCCAUUCAAGUGUUUUGAAGGAUGAUGUGGAUUUUCCACGAAGCGGAAGCUCCAACCUUUGUGAAGUUAUGCUUGGGCGGUUUGAUUUUGAAGUGUCAGACUUCUUCCUCUUCGGUUCACCCUUGGGAUUAGUGUUGGCCAUGAGAAGGACUGUACUACCUGGUCUAGAUGUGUGUAGGGCUCGUCCUGCCUGCAGCCAGGUCUACAGUUUCUUCCAUUCCGCCGAUCCAUCUGCUUGUAGGCUGGAGCCUCUACUAGAGAAGUCCUUCCACAUGCUCCCCCCAUUUAAUGUGCCCAGAUAUCAGAAGGAUCCACUUGGAGAUGGAAAGUCAUAUCUUUUAGUGGAUGCUAUACAAGCCUGCAGUGCUGCGUUUGCAGAACAUACAACAUCCAACAACACCACUUCUACAGAAACAACAGCACUUCCUAAUCAAUCAACCCCUACUCAGGCAAAAGGCAGAAGAUCAAGUUUGGUGAGCAUGAACAGUGAGAUGUCAGGGUCCUCGGAAAGCCUGCCCUCUGCCAAGAUUGCUAACAUUACCGCAAAUUGGUGGGGAACAAAGCGUCUGGACUAUGCCUUAUAUUGUCCCGAUGUCCUCACUGCCUUCCCGACCGUGGCUCUGCCACAUCUUUUCCAUGCAAGUUACUGGGAAUCUACUGAUGUGGUGGCUUUUAUUUUGCGACAGCUUAUGAGAUAUGAAAGUGUGCAAAUCCAACAGAAAGAAGGCAUUGACACCAUGAAUAUGAGCCCUUCCAGUAGACAAGAGAAAUGGCUACGCAAGAGGAAUCACGUCAAAUUACGGAAUGUAACAGCCAAUCACAGAGCCAAUGAUGUAAUUGCUGUGGAAGGUGGUCCUCAAGUCCUGGUUGGUCGUUUCAUGUAUGGACCAUUAGACAUGGUAGCUCUGACCGGAGAGAAGGUGGACAUCAUGAUCAUGACAGAACCAUCCAAUGGCAGAUGGGUGUACUUUGAAACAGAGAUUUCCAACAGCAGUGGACGAGUGUCUUACAGUAUUCCAGAAGAUAAGAGGUUGGGGGUAGGAGUUUUCCCCAUUAAGAUGGUUGUAAGGGGGGAUCAGAGCAAUGCCCAGAGUUACCUGACAGUACUGCCCCGUGGCAUGGAAUGUGUCGUUUUCAGCAUAGAUGGCUCUUUUGCAGCAAGUGUGUCCAUCAUGGGCAGUGAUCCCAAAGUCAGGGCCGGUGCAGUGGAUGUGGUCAGGCAUUGGCAAGACUUGGGUUUUCUAAUAAUCUAUAUAACCGGACGUCCAGACAUGCAGAAACAACGUGUAGUCUCGUGGUUAUCACAGCACAAUUUUCCGCAGGGGAUGAUCUUUUUCUCUGAUGGCCUGGUGCAUGACCCACUGAGACAAAAAACUAUUUUUCUCCGGAAUCUAAUGCAAGAGUGUCACAUUAAGAUCACUGCUGCGUAUGGCUCUAUGAAGGACAUAUCUGUCUAUAAUGUGCUUGGGCUGUCACCAUCUCAAAUCUAUAUUGUUGGGCGCCCAGCAAAGAAAUAUCAAAACCAGUGUCAGUUCCUAAGUGAGGGAUAUGCUGCUCACUUGGCCUCUCUAGAAUUUGGCCACCACUCCCGUCCUAAGAAGAACAAUUCCCGCAUGAUCCUGAGGAAAGGUAGUUUCGGCCUGCACACUCAGCCUGAAUUCCUGCGGAAAAGGAACCACCUGCGCAGGACUAUGUCCGUUCAACAGCCUGAACCACCCUCCACAAACCCCAAACCAGAAAGAGCACAGAGCCAACCAGAAUCGGACAAAGAUCACGACCGGCAUUUAAACCCACUCUCUUGGGUGAGGAAUGCAAGUCAUAAAUUCGAACCCUCACCAUAACAAAGAUGAGUGUUCCUAAUUUAAUGUGCACAUGAUAAAUAGGCCUUAGGAAAUGUGAGGGAGGAAGUGCAGCAUGCAAACAGCAAUAUGACCGAUCUGUGGUGGCCUUCCAUAUGAUCCUCCCCACAAAUGGUCAACAAGAGGGCACAGAUAAGAACUAUCAACAGUGGCAGAUCA
Spea bombifrons (plains spadefoot toad) is the source of this 2838-nucleotide messenger RNA. RefSeq names its product PITPNM family member 3 (gene PITPNM3). The record is from RefSeq and is a predicted model, not a curated record. NCBI's taxonomy places the organism in Eukaryota, Metazoa, Chordata, Amphibia, Anura, Pelobatidae. Gene Ontology annotation, biological process: phospholipid transport. Bases 1 to 2661 code for a protein of 886 amino acids. Gene Ontology annotation, cellular component: cytoplasm. The transcript has 17 exons. Gene Ontology annotation, molecular function: phosphatidylinositol binding; phosphatidylcholine binding; phosphatidylcholine intramembrane carrier activity.